This is a messenger RNA of Mercurialis annua (annual mercury), 1579 nucleotides long. RefSeq lists its product as uncharacterized. The record is from RefSeq and is a predicted model, not a curated record. Lineage: Eukaryota; Viridiplantae; Streptophyta; Magnoliopsida; Malpighiales; Euphorbiaceae. The coding region runs from base 261 to 1154 and encodes 297 amino acids. The transcript has 2 exons.
AAGUCGGCAAGUAAUAACUUUCGUUGUUCUUGUUCUGAUCAAUAACCCCUAAAUUAGGACUUUUUUUUAAUUUAUUUACGAGCAAAUCUUUCUGUUUUGAUCGUCUCUUGCGAAUCAAAAACUACCCUUUUUUUCAUUUCCUUGUAAAGUUUGUAUUUGCUAUUAAAUUCUCAGUUUUUCAGCAGAAAAAAGCUUGUAUUUUUCUGUUUUUUUUUGGGUGGUUUUUUGAAAUAUUUUUGGGUUGUUUUAGAUUUUUUAUUAUGAGUAACAACAGGAGGAGACCAAAAGGAGAAAUUUUUAAUCCAGAGGUUCGAGGGACAAUUUCACAGUCUAAAAAACCUCCAUUUCAUGGUAAUUGGCAACUAACGGUACCAGCAUGGGAGAAAAGAUUCUGCUCUUCAGUUGGUCUGGUUCCAUGGCGGAAGCUGUUAGAAACCAAAAAGUUUAUGUACCUCUAUGAGAAUGUUGUUCAGUGGAAUGAUUCUGCUGUUGAGGAGGCAUUUAAUAAUGCUAAAAUCCGGUUUUGGGCAGAGAUUAAUGGCUUCCCUUGUGACAUAUCAUUGCCUGAUCCCGACAUUUAUAUUGAUGAAAUAGACUGGAGUUCGGACAUUAGCUCUGAGCUGUACUUAGAUUUGGAUCGAGAACCUAAAUAUCCUGCUGAGACGGAUAAAAAAGAAGAGGUUAUAAUAUUUGGCAGCUCGCUUCUGAAUCAAUCAUUUUCGUGCAUUGGAUGGGGGGAAGCUGAAGAAGAUCUACAGAAGGCGGCGGCAAAAGGUGUAGAUCCUAGGUGCAGGGACUGUGACAGAAAAGGCGAUGAUGAGAAUCCAUGGGCUACCGAUGUUUAUCAAGCCGAUGGCGCGAUUAUAAAUAAUGAACAGAAAAAUUGUUGGGAUGAUUCAUACAAAUGGAAGAGUAAUAGUAACGAGUGGGGUAAGACUUAUAAUGAGUGGGGUAGUAGUUAUAACGAGUGGAAUACUGUCGAUGACAGAACAGGUGGAGUCCGAGGAACUUGGGACGAAAAUAGCAGGAAGAGGGAAGAUGCUGGACGGUACAUGUCGAGGUAUAAAACUUCAAGGUUUCAUGGUGAUGACUACCAGAUGGAUCGUGGAUGGUGGAGAAAUGGAAGAGGGAGAAAAAGGAUGAAUGUCUACUGACGACUGCUUUAGGACGAGGGUGUUCAUUCUAACUAUCUGGGUGGCAGAAGUUUUGUAAGUUCGACGUAUAUAAUACUAGCAGGCUGUUCAUUUAUCAUUAUUUUAUUUGUUGUUCGUAACCGAGCGUAUAUAGAACAUAAAGUAGGAUAAUACCGACCAGGCAAAGUCGCUAUCAAAGUUUGGUGUGUCAUGCAGUUUUGUAGCUCGACGGCGAAAGCUGAAAGCAUGGAGUUAGAUCUUAGUGGUAGAAUAGUGUGUUUCUCGGAUGAUAAUAAUACAGUCUUUGCUGCGAGGAUUCCGAUUGUUGUACAUUGUGUGAAUUUGAUCACCGGCUGUAAACAUCGUCGAAGCACUUUGUCGACAUCCUUAUGUAUUGUAUUUUCCAAUAUUGGUUGGUGUGAUUCAUGCUAUGUUUAUUGCUUUUA